AUGGACACCCAGUCCACAAUGCCGUGGGUGGGAAUCGGAAGCCAAAGCUCCCCAGAACCGAAGGAGAGGCAGGUGCUGCUACUUGCGGACCUACUUCAACUUGACAAGGAUGAGCUCGGGCAAGCAUUGUUUUUCCCCACGGACAAAUGGCAUCUGGGACCAGGGGCAGCUAGCUUCCGGGAGUACAUUCUCAACGACCUGGUGGAUGACUUUGCUGAGCCGAUGGUGGACACAGCAGAUGGGCGCAAUGUGGAGGCCUUGAUGCAGGUGUACAACAUAACUGUUGAACUGGUCAGGGAAGCCAAGAAAGCAGCUGCUGUGCAGGAUGAGUUCCUGUCGAAAGGGUAUGCUUCAGUCAAAAGCACAGCCGAGAAAUCGGUGCAGAAGGUGCUCCAAGCUGCAGCAGCAGAGGCUGACAAAGAAAAGGCGCAGCGCAAGCAAGUAAUGGCUGAGCGAUGGCUUUCAAGGGAGAUGGAGGCAUUGAACCUGAGGCGUGAUACUGUGACCGUUCAGGCUGCAAAAGCUGCUUCGUAUGCAGCUGCCAAAGUUCAUGCCCUGAUCGGGCACUUGAGGACGACAGGUAUGCUGUCCCAGGUUUUCUUUGAGUCUAUGGAGUCCUGGCAGGAGAUGGAUUCGACGGUUUCCUUGGCUCAGCAUGUCAAGCAUGCAGAGCUGCCUGUUUCUGGAGAGAAUAUCCCGGAGACGAUUCCCGAGGUGGAAGAGACAUUACAAGAGCAACCGUUUCCGGAGGGCAACGAUGGACAGCGAGCCGAUGAUGUUAUGAGUCCACCCCAGCAGAGCAAUGGGCAACCAGCUGAGGCAGUGGCACAGGUCAAUGGGCAACCAGCUGACUCAGUGCAGAAUCCACCACAGCAGGGCAAUGGAUCACAGCAGCCACCACAGCAGGGCAAUGGACAACCAGCCGAGGCAUUGCAGAAUCCACCGCAGCAGGGCAAGGUGCAACCAGCUGAGGCAGUGCAGAAUCCACCACAGCAGGGCAAUGGACAACCAGCCGAGGCAUUGCAGAAUCCACCACAGCAGGGCAAUGGGCAACCAGCUGACUCAGUGCAGAAUCCACCACAGCAGGGCAAUGGAUCACAGCAGCCACCACAGCAGGGCAAUGGACAACCAGCCGAGGCAUUGCAGAAUCCACCGCAGCAGGGCAAGGUGCAACCAGCUGAGGCAGUGCAGAAUCCACCACAGCAGGGCAAUGGACAACCAGCCGAGGCAUUGCAGAAUCCACCACAGCAGGGCAAUGGGCAACCAGCUGACUCAGUGCAGAAUCCACCACAGCAGGGCAAUGGAUCACAGCAGCCACCACAGCAGGGCAAUGGACAACCAGCCGAGGCAUUGCAGAAUCCACCACAGCAGGGCAAUGGGCAACCAGCUGACUCAGUGCAGAAUCCACCACAGCAGGGCAAUGGAUCACAGCAGCCACCACAGCAGGGCAAUGGACAACCAGCCGAGGCAUUGCAGAAUCCACCACAGCAGGGCAACGGACAGCCAGCCGAGGCAUUGCAGAAUCCACCGCAGCAGGGCAAUGGAUCACAGCAGCCACCACAGCAGGGCAAUGGGCAACCAGCGGAGGCAUUGCAGAAUCCACCACAGCAGGGCAAUGGGCAACCAGCUGACUCAGUGCAGAAUCCACCACAGCAGGGCAAUGGAUCACAGCAGCCACCACAGCAGGGCAAUGGGCAACCAGCGGAGGCAGUGCAGAAUCCACCACAGCAGGGCAAUGUGCAACCAAAGGCAGUGCAGAAUCCACCACAGCAGGGCAAUGGAUCACAGCAGCCACCACAGCAGGGCAAGGGCAAUGGGCAACCAGCUGAGAAUCCACCACAGCAGGGCAAUCAGCAGCAAGCCGAUGCAGUACAGAGUCAGAGCAACAGUGCAGGUGCUGUCCAGGUGCAGUGCUCAGUCGUUUGGAUUGUGGUUAAUGUGGCGUCGUUUGGAGUGCCUACCCAAGCUAUCGACUGUGAUGAGAUCGAUGAUGAUGAACUGGUGAGCCAACUGGCAAUGCUGGCCAUGAAGCAGGAGCCCGAGGAUCAAUCGUUCACCAAGGUGGAGGCCAAGAGUCCUGACAGGAACGGGGGCUCAAGUAUCGGGGCGGCUGGGGCAGUUGACCUUUGUUCAGAUGACCCCUACUUGGAUGCAGUCGACCUUGGUUCGGGUGACCCCUCUUUGGAUGCCGGAGUGCAAGCAAAAGCUGCUGUGGAUAGUGCAUUGCGGAGACUGGCAACGGGUGACAUCGAGGUCCAAAAGCAGAUUGAGAAGCAGCCAGCGCCAGCCGUGAAUCAGCAGCAGAUCGCAGCAUCUGAGCUUGAUGGAGAGGAGCUGGAUGAACAGGAUGAUGAGGAGGUUUGGACCAGCAGCAGCCUGGCGCAAAACUCGUCAUCAACUGAAAGAUCCAAGCUAGCAGGAGGCCGCAGCUACAAGAUGUUCAAAGACAUUGUGAAGGAACACGGACAAACCGACGCCGAGGGUCUACGCGAGGACAAGAAGGAGAAACAAUCUACAUUGGGUGACUUCCAACCGGGGGUGCCAUUCUGGUAUCCGCAUCCGGCUCACGAAUUGUUCCUCUGUUUCGAUGGCGCUACUCUUUCGACAUUGAACGAGAAUUCCGUGCACACUGAGGAGAGUGUGGCUGUGAAUCUGGACAGUGGAUUGACCCGUGAUCUGAGGUCCGGUCUGCAGCCGACUGUCUCGGAUCCCACCGGAUGUGGAAGGUCCUUGCAGCCAGCACUCAGCUCCGAUAGCCUUGGUGGAACACCCGGUGGCAAAGGCAAAGGAAAGACCAAGACGAACCCCAAGGGCAAUACCGAACCCAACAAAGCGAAGAAGGCCCCCAACUACGCUGGCAAAGCCAACGGGAAGGUGAAGCUGGGCCGAACUACCUUGACCGAUGCCAAGUAUUGGAUAAGGACGAUCCACGAUGACCAGAAGAUCCCGGACCCCAGCAAGCGCAAAGUGUCCGGUGAUUUGGCCAAAGGCUACAUUUCCCAGAUCCACCUGUACCAGAGCCCGAUGGAAAAAGCAACGGAAGCCUUGGAUUGGAAACUGGUUGAAGGUGUAAAGGACGAGGCCACGUUAGCCCCGCUCGUGACUACCCUCGACACUGCUGUGGAAAACUAUGGCAAUGCUAUCCGCCCAAUCAAGGCACUCUUCGUUGCCCAGCUGCAUAAUUGCCUUCGGCCGUGGUUUUCGUUUGAUUCCCACUAG
Messenger RNA from Symbiodinium sp. CCMP2592, 3219 nucleotides. Lineage: Eukaryota; Dinophyceae; Suessiales; Symbiodiniaceae. The record is from the annotation of a GenBank genome assembly.